Quercus robur (English oak) is the source of this 450-nucleotide messenger RNA. RefSeq lists its product as uncharacterized. The transcript has a single exon. The coding region runs from base 1 to 450 and encodes 149 amino acids. The record is from RefSeq and is a predicted model, not a curated record. NCBI's taxonomy places the organism in Eukaryota, Viridiplantae, Streptophyta, Magnoliopsida, Fagales, Fagaceae.
AUGGCCAUAAGUACUUUCAAAGCUGGCCUCUCAGCCAAUCACGAUUUAAAGAAAUCUCCGACGGGUAAACUUGUUACCAAUGUACACCAGUUGAUGGACAGGAAAGAUAAGUACAGAAGAGUAGAUGAGGAUCAACUUCAGGGAAAAGGAAAGGUCAAGGUAAUCCCUCAGGAGAGGAGGGAUUUCAGGUCGGAUCAUUAUAACAGUAACCGACCCCGGAAGGACUUCGUCGGGCAGUCGGGUUCUGCGGACACCCAGGUGGUUAAUGCAGUGUUUCGAGAGCCGGUGCAGCAGGUUUUGGAGAAGAUAAAGAAUGAACCCUUUUUCAAAUGGCCGAACAAGAUGGCAGGAGAGCCUAGGAAACGCAACCCGAACUUAUAUUGCCACUAUCAUCAGGAUCAUAGGCACACGACGAAAAAUUGCAGGAAUUUAUGGGACCACUUGGAAUAG